Messenger RNA from Porites evermanni, 1018 nucleotides. The record is from the annotation of a GenBank genome assembly. Lineage: Eukaryota; Metazoa; Cnidaria; Anthozoa; Scleractinia; Poritidae.
AUGGGUAGCGGCAUUGGAACUAUUCUUGCAUCCAUUGGUAUUCCAUUAGCUGUUGACCUGAUUAAAAAAAUGACGGCGGAAGUGCACCAAGAUUUGGAAGAAGUCCUCUGCAAGGAAAACAAGAUGGCCAUGGAGCCCCUCGAUUGGGUAUGUAUUGCAUGGUGGUGGUAAAAAAAAAGAACUCGAACGGGACACGGUCUGCUAUCAGGCAAAAAUUCACCAUUCAAAAACAUACCUCUGUUAAACCUCAUACUGCAAAACCCAAAUUCCACAAAAAUAUCCCAACGAGUAAUCAUGAUCUAACAAAAUGGUGUAAAUAUUUGAAUAUACCUAUAAAAGAUGUGCUGUCGAGAGAUCAGACAGUUCCUCACAACCGUGGGCAAACAUUACGUAUUUAUAAUCUUGAGCCAUCUUAUAUGAGUGGGUCUCAUUCGGUCUCAACAUACGUGAAAGAUGGUGUUAUCAAUUAUUUUGACAGUUUUGGGAUGCCUCAGUUUCAAGAAAUUGUUAAUCAUGCCAGAAGCAAGAAUCUGACGCUGCUGCAUCAAAACAACCGAUACAAAAUAUUAACACAACAACAUGCGGUUACUUCUGUUUUUACUUUUUGAAUAAAAUGAGCAAGGGUACAACAUAUUAUGAUCUGCUGGAUGUAUUUAACAUUCAUGACACAAUGAAGAAUGAGCAGUUUAUAGAAAAGUAUUUUAAAAAUAUAUAAUCUAAUAGUAUGGAGUCAAAUAGACUAUGUAUGUAUUGUGUAAAGAUUACAUUCCACUAUUUGAACAAGCAUUUUCAAUUUAGAUGUAUAACCUGCGCGUUUCCCAAAAAAACAAAACCAAUUAACAUUAUAUAUAUAAUGACUGAUAAAUUCUGUGUAUAUUGCCAAGAAGUUACUACACUUUAUGUGAAUGAGUAUGGUGCUUUAGAGUGCUGCAAUUGUGAACCUUUGAGUGAGAGUGAUUAUGAGAGUGAAUCUGAUAGCUCUCAAGAUGAUCCAACUUAUCUUCCAGACAGUGAUUAA